AGGCUGCUGAUAGGGUACUGGGUUAUCCCAGGCUUCCUCCAACCUCCUUCCUAUCCAUUAGUCCUGCUCCACCUCAUCUUUACCUUGGCCCCAGGAUCACUGCACUUUUUAUUUCCUAUCCAACCAUGAUCACAGAAAGAGAAAAGAUGAAAGCCAUGUGUCAUCUUGUUAUAAAACAUAUUAAUAGCUUUAAGUAGGAAAUGAAACAGAAAAGGACGAAUCUAAUUGCUAGAAUUACACUUGCAAAUUAUCUGUGUAUUUCAUGAUUCCCACUUGAGAUUCCUUCCAAAAUAGAGGCGGACUGGCAUUAUGCUGGUUCGUAGCAACCUUGAUGUUAUACUGCCUGAAUUAAAAUCCCUGCCCUGCCUCUUCCUAGCUAAAUGGCCUUGAAAAAGUUUUUUAACCUCCCUGUAAAAUUUAGAUAUUAACAAAUGCCUACUUUUUUAAGUUAAAGACUAAAUUAAAAGAUACAUGAAAAUGCUCAGCACAAUACCUAGCAAAUAGCAAGAGAUUAAUACAUUUUGGCAAUUAUUGUGUACAUUGAUUUUAAAUUUUCUCCCUGACCUUUUAAUGCUAGUAAGUGGAAUACCUCAAAUCCUGAUAGGUAUCAAGGAUAAUCUACCUGUAGGAAAAACCAGCUUCCAGGCAAAAAUCAUAUCUGUUAAGAGUGAUCUCUGUUCCUGGAGGGAAAUUUCUUCCCAAAAAUAGUAGAUUCUUCUACCUACUCUCUUCUCCCUACGAAUGCCAAAUAUCAGUCCAUGAAAGGAGACAAGAGUUGCUAAACUGGUUGGUAGUUUGUUUUGUUUUUAUUUCAUAAUAUGUAUCGCCACCUUCCGUGAACAGCUAAAAGAGAACAGAGGACCAAAUGACAGAGUGCAUGCUCUCUCCUUUCAAGCUUUCCAGUCACUCUGUCAUCAGGACAUGGACCUCUUAGGGGAUGAAUGGUUUUAUUUCCCCCAGAAAUAAAUUAGGCCAAGGAGAUUGUUGGCAAGCACUGGGGUGAGACUGGCCCAACUACAGCAUCCCUAGCCUGGGGACACCCUCCUCAGUGGACAUGAAUGCAAUUGCUUGGCUUAUGAGCUAGGAGUAGGCUUGGGGAAGAAAGUGACUUUCAACAGCUAGAAAAGCUAACAGCAAAACUGACCACAAAUGAGUUUAGCUUGGAGAAUUCAGGGGAAAACUAAGCUCCAAGCGGAAGAAGGUAGUUCUAGAUGAAAAACCUGUUUCACAUAGACCUAUGGAAAAGCACACUGCCCGGAGGACUGUCUACUUUCCUUUAUAUCAACAUUAAAUAUAUAUACUAUCUUUGCCUACUCCCUCCCUGCCACCUGUCCUUCCAGUCUCAGCCCAAACCAGCUCCUCCUCCUUCUAGACCUCCUUUUUUAAAGAGCUCUUUAUUAGCUCUAAACAGGGAAGGGGAGGGCAGGAGAUGAUUGGCUAAGAGGGAACAGCACCACCCUGCUCAUUCCCCUCCCAUUCCCUUCCUCAGGAAACAGCUGGAAUGAGAGAUAGGGAGGGGAGGCUAGGAUUGGCUGAGUCAGUGGCAGGGUGGAGGCCAGGCAGCACAGAUGAAGCAUUUACCUGUCUAGGUAAGUCAGGAGGAGUUCAAAAGGAGAAGAAAACAGUAGGAGGCAGGGGAAGCAGCCUCUGUCUCCAUCUCUGCCCUUUGAAACAAAAGGGUAUUUCUUUUCUCUCUUCAGCCCCCAACCCAGUGGAGGCCCGGCUUGGGACAUUGUUCACUUCCCCUCGCUUCCCCUCUGGGAGCCCCCUUUGCCAUCCCUGCGCCUUGUUUCGGGCGAUGCCCGAGAGGGAGCUGUGGCCAGCGGGGCCUGGCUCAGAACCCGUGACCCGUGUCGGCAGCUGUGACAGCAUGAUGAGCAGCACCUCCACUCGCUCUGGAUCUAGUGAUAGCAGCUACGACUUCCUGUCCGCUGAAGAGAAGGAGUGUCUGCUCUUCCUGGAGGAGACCAUUGGCUCACUGGACACGGAGGCUGACAGCGGACUGUCCACUGACGAGUCUGAGCCAGCCACAACUCCCAGAGGUUUCCGAGCACUGCCCAUAACCCAGCCCACUCCCCGGGGAGGUCCAGAGGAGACCAUCACUCAGCAAGGACAAGCGCCAAGGACAGUAACUGAGUCCAGCUCAUCCCAUCCUCCUGAGCCCCAGGGCCUAGGCCUCAGGUCUGGCUCCUACAGCCUCCCUAGGAAUAUCCACAUUGCCAGAAGCCAGAACUUCAGGAAAAGCACCACCCAGGCUAGCAGUCACACCCCUGGAGAACCAGGGAGGCUUGCGCCAGAGCCUGAGAAGGAACAGGUGAGCCAGAGCAGCCAACCCAGGCAGGCACCUGCCAGCCCCCAAGAGGCUGCCCUUGACUUGGACGUGGUGCUCAUCCCUCCGCCAGAAGCUUUCCAGGACACCAAGCCAGAGCAGUGUAGGGAAGCCAGCCUGCCCGAAGGGCCAGGACAGCAGGGCCACACACCCCAGCUCCACACGCCAUCCAGCUCCCAGGAAAGAGAGCAGACUGCUUCAGAAGCCAUGUCCCAAAAAGCCAAGGAAACAGGCUCAACCGGGUACGCACAACAACCCCGGCCUCCUCCUGCACGGUUGCCUCAGAAUGCAAGAGCUGAAGAUGCUCCCCUCCCAUCAGGGGAGGACCCAAACAGCCGACUAGCUCCCCUCACAACCCCUAAGCCCCGGAAGCUGCCACCUAAUAUUGUUCUGAAGAGCAGCCGAAGCAGUUUCCACAGUGAUCCCCAGCACUGGCUGUCCCGCCACACUGAGGCUGCCCCUGGAGAUUCUGGCCUGAUCUCCUGUUCACUGCAAGAGCAGAGAAAAGCACGUAAAGAAGCUCUAGAGAAGCUGGGGCUACCCCAGGAUCAAGAUGAGCCUGGACUCCACUUAAGUAAGCCCACCAGCUCCAUCAGACCCAAGGAGACACGUGCCCAGCAUCCGUCCCCAGCUCCAGGUCUGGCUCAGCCUGCAGCUCCAGCCCAGGCCUCAGCAGCUAUUCCUGCUGCUGGGAAGGCUCUGGCUCAAGCUCCGGCUCCAGCUCCAGGUCCAGCUCAGGGACCUUUGCCAAUGAAGUCUCCAGCUCCAGGCAAUGUUGCAGCUAGCAAAUCUAUGCCAAUUCCUAUCCCUAAGGCCCCGAGGGCAAACAGUCCCCUGACUCCACCAAAGCCAGAGUCAGGGCUGACUCUCCAGGAGAGCAACACCCCUGGCCUGAGACAGAUGAACUUCAAGUCCAACACUCUGGAGCGCUCAGGCGUGGGACUGAGCAGCUACCUUUCAACUGAGAAAGACGCCAGCCCCAAAACCAGCACUUCUCUGGGAAAGGGCUCCUUCUUGGACAAGAUCUCGCCCAGCGUCUUACGUAAUUCUCGGCCCCGCCCGGCCUCCUUGGGCACGGGGAAAGAUUUUGCAGGUAUCCAGGUAGGCAAGCUGGCUGACCUGGAGCAGGAGCAGGGCUCCAAGUGCCUGUCCUACCAAGGACAGAGCCGUGACAAGCUUCCUCGGCCCCCCUGUGUCAGUGUCAAGAUCUCCCCAAAGGGUGUCCCCAAUGAACACAGAAUGGAGGCCCUGAAGAAGCUGGGACUGUUGAAGGAGUAGACUCUGCCACUAGUACGGACCCUGUCCUGGCUGAACAAGAAGAGACACAUGGUCCACUUGGGAGCCUUUGCCACCAUGCAACUCAGGGCUCAAGAUGAAUGGGAGGGAGAGAUUUGAGUCCAAGCAUACAUUUAUAUUCAGUGUUGUGCCAUUGAGUUCCCACAUGGAUCAUUCUGAAGGUGAUCUCCACAAGAGGGAGUGUGUGUGUGUGUGUGUGUGUGUUUGGUGUGUGUGGGGGGUGGGGCUGGAUACAUCACUGAAGCUAUUUAUAUAACACAAUGAGUCACUGUUCAGAAUUUUGCUCUUGUUAGAGGUUUUAUUACAUUGGGUAGAGUCCAGCCUAGCCAGAGCUGAGUGAAGGGGCUGGCCAUGCCUGAGAAGAAAAGUCAAAUGAGACAAUGGACGUGUCAAUGACUUGAAAAAAAGUUACAUCCAGCAAAUGCAGGGUCACAGAAAAUAUGGGCCUCCUGGAAUCCCUACAGUGGAUGGAGACUGGCUCAUACCUUGCCAGAUCCCUCUCUCAGUUCCAGCCUUCUGGACAAGACCUGGGCUAAGAGGAGCUGAUUCGUUAUCUCUUCACCCACUGCCCUCUCAGUAUCACCAGUCCCAAAGACAGGAUACGUCCCUGUAACCCAACCUCUCGGUUGAUUGAUAGCAGAACAGCUCUUGUUGGUCUGAGAAGGCAGGAUAAGUGACCACAUAUUUAUGCCACUACCUCCACCAGGGAGAGUCCUUCUCCACAGGCUUGAUAAAUUCAAUCACCAACUGUGCUGUGGUCCCUGACUCUGCUACUCCCGUUCUUCCUGCUUUCCUGCUCCCUAUCUCAGUCUGCACUGACCCCAGGGCUGGGCUAACAUCAAGAUGGGAGCCCAGUCCACGGGCUUUAUAAACACCCAAGAACUGUUUCAGAUCUUCUCUGUGCUGAUGCGGGUAGUUUUAAAUUUUUCUCAGUUCCAGUGAUAGAAAACCCACACAAUACAUCCUCUGCCCGUCUUAAUAGAAUAUCAGAGGUAAGAGGGGCCUCAGAGAAGCUCUGACCCAGUGCUGCUGGGGAAGAGAAGUGACUAACCCCGGGUCAGCCUGCCAUUUAGGGAAAGAGCUGAGGUUCUUACCCUCGUGGCAUGCUGCCACCUCUCCUUACCCAGUGCUCUUGUACAUUCACACAGCACCCUAAGGAGCCAUAGUCACCAUCAAAGACUCAGCCCUAAGGCCCUUCAAGAUCUCAAAGUGUCUUCUGAAGCAUCAGAGAUUAAAUAUUGUUCAAACUAAUAGUUAUUGCUGUGGCUUUUAAUUUUAUCUUUGGAAGAUAGCUAUAUGGUAACUCAUCAUUAACCAGAACACCUCUCCCCUCAAAUUCCCUGACCAAGUUGUGCAGCUUGAGCAAAUGCCGAAAGAGGGUAUUAUGGAUGGGUGGUGUGGGCUUGCAAAUACAAGCUUGGAGGUGAGACAUGGCCAGACAUGACUCCUGCUUCCCCUUAGGAAGUAAACCUUACUUAUGGCUGUGAACCGCUUGGAGUCCAGGAUGCCCAGAUGUGAGGGGCAGAUGAAGGGAAUGCUGUUGGAAAGCUGCCUUUUAAGGCUGCUGAGAAUUUCUGGACUGUGUCCUGAUGGACGCAGCACCAUCAAAGCCCAGAAUUUCUGAAAAUAGUGACAAGGUUAACAUAAGGACAACAAAUACUCCACCCUGUCAUGGUAUGUGGGGUGUGGGUGUGGCGGUUUCUAUGUACGUUUGCUCAUACACGCACGUCCAAAAGCCUGUGCGUCAUUCCUGGCCAUGGGUGAGGACUUGGUCUGUCAUGGCUGAUGAGGACUCCCACAACCGGUCAAGUUAUGUCUUAUUAUACACCCCCAGAGAGAGAGAAAGCUGCCUUCUGGAGGACUGAUUCCGCAUGCUCUAUUAAGCUGAGUUGAUUUCUGUGUCUAUUUCAACCCAUAACCUGAAGAAUGAUCACCUUAUUCCUUAUUCAUUAAUUUCCUUGAUUAAUAGGGAAACUUGGGAAUAGCUAUAAAGUAAAACUUGGGUGGAACCUGAGGCCCUGGCAUCACACAAGGGUGAUUAGGAUGGUCAAGUUCAACAGUACAGCCUAUUACAUUCCCACACCCUGAGAAAGGUCAUUUCUCCCACACACAACAAAGUCACAGACAGCCUGCACCUGCCACUUGGCAUCCUCAUCCUACUGACAUGCCCAUUUCUCCAGUUUUCCUAAUCUGAGACUCCUUUCCCUUGUUAUUUAAAGAUACCGUGCUUCUCCACAUCCUCAUCCUUCAAGGAGCAUAUUUUGCUCUAAGGAUGGUCUUUGGGAUUCAAGAAUAGAAUAAUAAAUCCAAACUUGGUCAUUCCCAUUUUGAAGAGAUGCAAGAGGGCCCAGUGAGGACAUCCGCCUCCCUGAAAGUGGUGCUAGACCGAGCAGAGGUAAUUGUAUCUAUGUAUCCACAUAAGAUUGCUCUUCAUUCAGCUUGAAUUGAUGGGGAGGGAGGUAAGAGUAGGGUCAGAGUUACUCUUAUCCCUUUUCAAAGAAUUGUGGGUGGAGGUUUGUAAAGGUCAUUUAUUUGAUUUUCAAAAUCAAAGCAACAGCUCUACUUCCACUUGGCCUUAGAUCUCUGCUAUACCCUGCCAUAGCCUUGAUGCCACUGGCACAAGCCACCUGCCAAAUACAGGGGUGGCCUCUCUCAGCCUGGCAUGGUAGGGGGGUCUGUGCCCUCAGAUGUGUUGACAGCUGCUCUUCUGAAUUGCCACACCUGUGCUACCCUUGGAAUUCUGCACUCUGACUCUGUGGGGUAGGACCACGUGCCAUCUCACACAGAGGUCAACUGAUGAGCCCACUCACUCGUACAUGCCUUCUUCCAUAGUGGGAAGCAUGAUCUGGCAGGGGCCACCCUGUAGGCUGGGGAUGGGCUGGUGUGUGAAUGUUAAAGUUCAUUUCAUGGAGAAAGGGGAGGUGAGAGAUUGAAGAGCAGGUCCCCGUCAAUGUUCUGAGUUCUAGCUGGAGGUGUAGAUUGAAGAGUCUACAUGGUCUGUGAGUGUGUGAGAUGAACCCUUCCAUCUUUUGACGCCUGUAUGUAUAGGCUAAGAAGGACCUUCCUGUCAGUGUGCAAAGCUGUAAUCUCAUGGACUAGAGGAGAGGGGGCCAAGGGGAUGGACAGGAGAAGUCAUGCAGAAUCUAAGCAGGAAUGCAGAUAGAACACAUCUAGGCUCUUUUCCCCAGGAGACUGAUGAUAGAGCAUAUAGAUCUGGCUCAAAUUCAGCCUCCAUCACUUACCAAUCAGGAACCCUGGCGAUAUCACUUUAACUUUCUGAACCUCAGAGUCUUCACCUAUAAGAUGGGGAAAAUAAUACCAUCCUUUCAAGAUUGUUGAGAUAAAUAAGUGAUAUAAAACAUGUAAAGCUUAGUUCUGGACACAGUGUAGCUACUCAAUAAAUGAUAAUACUACCUUCUGGGUCUUAUUUUUUUCUUCUCAAAGGAGGUGAAUGUAGGGAGGGUUGGAUACCAAGGGCUCACCCAACUCACUUCUGAGAGAAAGAUAGAGCCUGCUGCACACAAAACUUACGGCACACCCAGGCUUCGGCACAGCCUCUAGGUGACUCAGCUUCACCCAAGCCAGGCUUCCUGGAGUUUGAAAAGACAGCAAUUGGCAUGGGUGUAAUGUGUGUGUUCUGGUGCAGCCUGAACCAGCUGUUUCCAGCUUUCAUAUCCUCAAAUCCAACUUCUCCUUUAUCAUCAGUCUCUUACUGCCCA
Messenger RNA from Pongo pygmaeus (Bornean orangutan), 7344 nucleotides. RefSeq names its product chromosome 1 C1orf116 homolog (gene C1H1orf116). Lineage: Eukaryota; Metazoa; Chordata; Mammalia; Primates; Hominidae. Bases 1502 to 3607 code for a protein of 701 amino acids. Gene Ontology annotation, cellular component: cytoplasm. The transcript is spliced from 4 exons. The record is from RefSeq and is a predicted model, not a curated record.